Molecule: messenger RNA, 1648 nt
Organism: Clunio marinus
Lineage: Eukaryota; Metazoa; Arthropoda; Insecta; Diptera; Chironomidae
Source: the annotation of a GenBank genome assembly
UAGUCGUCGUGGAUAACUUAAACUACAUCAACCAAAAAAUUAAUAAGCUAAAGUAAUAAUUAAAUUAUGAAAUCAUUUGCUAUCUUUUGUAUAUCACUUGGAAUGAUAUGUGGAAUCAUGUCCAAACCGUUGGAUUCUCAAGAUAAUCCUGACACCAAUACGAAUGUUAGACAGGGCGAAGUGGAUUACAAUGAAGAUGGAAGUCUUGUAGACUUAUCAGGAAAUAAACAGGACGUCGAUGAAGUUGUUAGUAAAACUAAAGAAAACUUGGAAGCUGAUGGAAAUUUAGCUGUGGAUGUGGGAAAACCAAAUAUUGAGGAUUUGCCAUUAGUUCCACUCGAUGAUACUACUACAAUUGAUACCAAAUCAUCAGGUUCAUACUUUAAGAAAAUGAGUGAUAAUUCAAUUGAUACAGUCACAUUGCAUUAUGCAAUGUUGGAAUAUAUUUUCAAGAAUCAACUGUUAGGGACAAGUGUCAAUAAUUAUGUGUGGGAAGAUUUUCUUACACAUUACGAGGAAUCAACAAUGUUUACUACCGACGAAUUAAAAAUCAUGUUUUGGAAGACAAUUCUCCCAAAUAUUCACCAAUAUGAGCUCAUUUCAAAAGAAAUGAAGAUUUUCUACAACAAGGAAAAAAUCUUCUUAGAUGUAGACGAUGAUCAUUUUGGAGAAACUUUGUUGAUCAAUGAGCCAAAAGGAGAAGGAAAAGAUUUUCUCGUAUAUAAAAACAAAAUUGAUUUGAAUGGCUCUAAUGAUGUUGCAAGCACUUGCACGAUAGAAGAAAAAUCUCAUAAGCUCCAGAAUGCAUUUACUAAUCCAAGACAAUACAAAAAUAGAUUUGGAGCAGACACUGAUUCAGAAGCUGAUGAAAACUGCCUUAAUAUAGUUGCUAAUCAAUAUGUUCCAACACAAAAUAACAAUACUGAUGAAGAGAAACUUCGUGCUGCUUUUGCUGCAGUUCUAAUAAGCAAAGAUCAAUACGAACAAGGCUUGAAAACUUUAUCUCAUGAGGAAAUCAAGAAAGCUUUAACAGAUCGCAAUAUUUUAAGUUCAAUGGAUCACUUCAAUAAUCUUCCAACAGGUUUGCGAUUAUAUUUAAGUCAAACGAGUUAUUUCAAGAAUCGGGUUGAAACCGGGCAUGCCCAAUCACAUCAACAGCAAGAUUCUUCAAGUCAAUCCUCACUAGGUGUUGGUAUCCUUUCGCUUGAUGAACCUUUAAUAUCGCCGUCAUUGUCCCCACAAUCAUCAAUUGACAACCAAGCUGGAUCUAGUCAAAGACUUCUAUCGAAAGAUUUUUCUGAUUUGUCUUCAACUCAACAAAGUUCUGAAAAUAUUUCAAACCAAGCUUCAGAUUCAGCAUCGUCUAGUAGCAUUCGAACAAGAUCACGUUCAAAGAUGGCAAUUUCAAAACCUGCUGUCAAUGUACGUAUGGAAAGUUGGGUGAAAUCUUUUUCAGCUUCUCGCAAACCUUCUUCAAAACGUCGUCGUGAUUCUUCAUCGCCUGUUUAAUUACAAGAAAUACAAGAAUGUUCACAUUUUAUAUUCCAUUAAAUUUACUUUAUUUAUUUAUGUUAAAAUUAUUAAACGAAAAUUACUUUCUAUUCUCUGUUCUUAAAUAAUAAAAAAAGAAAAAUGAAUUAAAUGAAUG